Messenger RNA from Oryzias latipes (Japanese medaka), 4911 nucleotides. RefSeq names its product protein tyrosine phosphatase receptor type C (gene ptprc). Gene Ontology annotation, biological process: positive regulation of peptidyl-tyrosine phosphorylation; protein dephosphorylation; negative regulation of protein kinase activity. The record is from RefSeq and is a predicted model, not a curated record. Lineage: Eukaryota; Metazoa; Chordata; Actinopteri; Beloniformes; Adrianichthyidae. Gene Ontology annotation, molecular function: protein binding; protein tyrosine phosphatase activity.
CUUCAAAAUGGUCAAAUUAUGAACACAUCUUCCAAAGCCGAGAGCCACUUUUCUUUCUUUUUCGAUGACCGUGAGUUUUCACACUUUAGCAAAAGCAUCUGAAGACCGAGAAAAGGCUUCCUGCUCUUGGUGGCGUAGCUAAACUCGAACUUCCUGUCAUCAAGCUGUAGCUAGAGGCAGUCUCUUUUGGUAUGUGUCAUUACUCAUGCUUGCUUGACUUGAAACCACAGGCGAGGUUCAGGGUUUGGGGAACAAGUCCAGGAAGCUGCAGCAGCAGAUAAGGCAGACAAACGGCUGUCCUCCAAAGGUGGCUGCACCCACCCUAACUCCUGACCAUGGCAGGUGUCCUUGGUUUGAAGAUCUUGCUCCUCUUGGGUGGGAUCAUCUCUUUGGUCAACUGCGACGACCCUGUAGAUAAACCCAAAGAUGAUCAAUCAGGUCCUAUUGCAGGGAAUCCUACAGAGAAUUCGAUGACCCCCUCACCUCCACGCACUGAGGCAGCAGCUCCUGCCACAGUCUCCCCCUCUUUCACAUCUUCACCCAAGUUGCAAGGGAACCCUUCAGAUUCCUCUUUUCCUACAGCUAAUUUAGCCACCAUCUUUGUCUCCUCACCUCCACGCACCUCCAGUAAACCUCCAACUAUAAAAACAAGUCCAUCUAACUCCACCUUACCUCCACGCACUGAGGCAGCAACUACUGCCAAAACUAACACCACCACUGUCCUCACAGCUUCUGCCACCUUGCAAAGCCUCCUCUCGUAUUCAGCCAGCACCUCUGACACCUCAAUCACAACCAAACCCACACUCAGGCCAUCCUCUCAGUCUAACAGCACUCAGAACCAGACCUUACCUACAGUCACCCAGAACAGCAUCACAACCACAGCCCCAGUGACUGCAGCACCCCCUGACUGUUUCUACGACAUCACACAGAUCAAGUUUGGCCUCCAGAUUCAGAUGAAUAAUACCAUGAAUAACUACUCCAUUUCUGUAACUGAUCGAAACCAUUCCAAAAGUCAGUCCUGCAAUUCAAACACAACCUGUAACAUCACGGGUCUAAAGCCCUGUACUGAAUAUACAGUCACUGUAUUUGACCUUAAUGGUAAUAAAAUCUGUAAGAAUAAUGAAAACAAAACUACCACACAAGCUGCUGAUGAUAGGGACAUUGAAGUCACCAAAGAAAUCCCUGGAUAUGUUUGUUACCGAAGUAGUUGGAACAUUAGCCCUUUCCUGUCAAGACAAGCCAGAAAUGAGACUAAGAUACAUAAUGGAUCAAUCUGUUUGGAACUGAAUGAUGACGACUUUUGCUCAGAUUUCACUGUGGAGUUCAGCCGAAACAGCUGUAAAAACUUCAGCAUCACCAAAAACAUCACAAUUGAUUUCAUAAAUCGAGAUCGGAUAAAUCAGACUGAAACCAAAACACUUCCUGCAAAGAUUGAGGCAAAGUUACCUCCAAAGUGUAAAAACCUAACAGUUGAGUACACCUGUUCAGAAAUAGGAAAAAAUGAAAGCCAUGUAAAUCUGUCUGAUCUGGAACCAUACACUAACUACAGCUGCACUGGAAAGAUCGAUGCCUUCGAACUUCUAGCUGUCAACUUUAGUAUUGACUGUGGUUUUCAAAUCAAGGGGGAAAGCACAUCAAAUAACGAAUCCAUUAGUAUGAACUGGACAUUUACUAAUACGAGCUGUAAAAUUCCUCCCAUAAAUCUUUCCUAUAAUUGUUCCUGCAAAAGAACCGAAGAAAUUGAUGAACGGGUUGUAAAGAUUGAAAAAUGUCAGAUUGAUCGACUGGUACCGUUUAGCAGUUAUACUUGUGAAGUUCAACCAAUGUACAAUGGCAAGAAAGUUCCUGGACACUGGAGGGACACUGUAAAAACAAAGGCUGGAGUCCCGUCAAAAGUUAAAAAUUUACACCUUAAUGUUAAGGAGAAUAACAUCAUUGAAGUCAAAUGUGAUGCGGGAGAACAUUGGCGUGGACCACAGAAGAAGUUCAAAGCACGACUUAGUUCUGGAGAGAAUAAACCACCCAGCCCAACGUGUACAUUUACAUUCAAAGAUUUGAGUUACUCCACAACCUACAAAGUAGAGGUGACCGCCUACAAUGGAGAGCAUGAGAGCCCCGCUGAGACGGACACAAUUGACACUUUUUAUAAUGACAAAGCUGUUAUUGGAUUUCUGGUCUUCCUCAUCAUCGUCACUUCUGUCGCUCUUCUUCUGGUCGUCUACAAAAUUUAUGUUUUGAAACGGAAAAAUUCACAUGACAUGGGUGAGAGCAUGAGCCUGAUUCCAACAGGAAGUGAUGAAGAAAGCUUGCUGCCAGUCGAUCCAAUUGCCGCCGAGGUCCUGCUGGAAACCUACAAGAGGAAGCUUGCUGAUGAGGGACGACUUUUCCUGGAAGAGUUUCAGAGCAUUCCAAGGAUUUUCUCAAGAUACACUGUAAAAGAAGCCAAAAAGAAUUGCAAUGCCCCCAAGAAUCGCUAUGUGGACAUCCUUCCAUACGAUCAUAACCGUGUUCAUCUGAGCACAGGAAACGGAGAACCAGGAUGUGACUAUAUCAACGCCAGCUUCAUUGAUGGGUACAAAGAACCGAAAAAGUACAUUGCAGCUCAAGGACCAAAGGAUGAAACAGUGUUGGACUUUUGGAGGAUGGUUUGGGAGCAGCAGUCCUCCAUCAUUGUCAUGGUGACACGCUGUGAGGAGGGAAACAGGAUCAAAUGUGCUCAGUACUGGCCCUCUCCAGACCGAGAGACUGAGAUCUAUGAGGAGUUUAUUGUUAAACUCACCUCAGAAAAAGAAUUUCCAGAUUACACCAUCCGCCAUCUGUCCCUGACUAAUAAAAGAGAGAAGAACUCAGAGAGGGAAGUGACUCACAUCCAGUUCAUCAGCUGGCCAGAUCAUGGCGUCCCAGGAGAGCCGCAGCUCCUCCUGAAACUGAGACGGCGCGUCAAUGCCUUCAAGAAUUUGUUCAGUGGUCCCAUUGUUGUUCACUGCAGUGCUGGAGUUGGCAGGACAGGUACGUACAUCGGCAUCGACGCCAUGAUGGAGGGUCUGGAGGCGGAAGGCAGAGUGGACAUCUACGGUUAUGUUGUCAGACUGCGCAGACAGAGAUGUCUCAUGGUUCAAGUUGAGGCACAGUACAUCCUGAUCCACCAGGCCCUGCUGGAGCACAACCAGUUUGGAGAAACAGAGAUCAGUCUGUCAGAGCUGCACAGCACACUGAGCACGCUCACACAAGGCGCCCCGGACUCUGAAUCCACCUUAAUGGAAGAGGAGUUUGAGAGACUUCCCUCCUUUAAAACCUGGAGGACAUGCAACACAGGAGUCACGGAGGAAAACAAAGCAAAGAACCGCUGUGCAUCUGUGAUUCCAUACGACUACAACCGAGUGCUACUGAGGCUAGAUGAAGGGCGGAGCCAUGACAGCGCCCCUGACGAUGAUGAAGAGGAAGAGUCAUCAGACGAAGAGGAAGAUGAUUCAGCUAAAUACAUCAAUGCCUCUUACAUGGAUGGCUACUGGGACCAAAACGCUUUCAUCGUGGCACAGACCCCCCUCCCAGAUACCGUGAAUGACUUCUGGCAGAUGAUUUACCAGCAGAAAGUGCCAAACAUUGUCAUGCUUUCAGAGUGUGAAAAGGAUGAUAAGGAUUGUAUGUACUGGGAUGAAGACAAAAAGACUUUUGGAUACUUUGAGGUGGAAGUUACAAACACAGAAACCUUUCCAGCCUUCAUCUCUCGCACCAUGAAAAUUUACCACAUUAAGAAGGCGGAGACUCGGCAGGUGAAUCAUUUCCAGUUCCUGAAGUGGGAAAAAGAGCUUCCAGAGAAACCUCAAGACCUCACAGACAUGAUCAAGCACAUUAGGAGCAACUGUGGCAAUGGGAAAUUACAAAAGGGCAUGCCUGUUUUAGCCCACUGCAAUGAUGGCUCCACCCGUUCAGGGGUGUUCUGCGCUCUGUGGAACUUGCUUGAUAAUGCUGAGACUGAGAAGCUCGUAGAUGUUUUCCAGGUGGUCAAAACUCUGCGUAAAGAGAGACAAAAAAUGAUCUCCAGCCUGGAACAGUACACGUUUCUGUAUAGUGCUUUGGAGAGUACUUAUCCCGUCCAGAACGGAGAUGUGAAGCCAGUCCAGGCCGCUGGGGGCGCCAGCGUUCAGAUCGUCAAUGAAACCAAAGCGGAAAAGCAGCCCAGCGAAAAAGCUGAACGACCUGCCAGCACUACCAGUGAUAACCAGCAGGUGGCAGCAGAAAGCAGCCCUGUGGAGGUUGAAGCAGUGAAGGAAGACAGAAAAGAGGAGCCUUCCAAUGGUCCCACAGAGACAGCCCCCCCAGCGGAGGACAACAGUAACGGUCCCACUGUGAAUGUGGAGGUCUAACGUGCAUUUUUUUUUACUUUUUUUUGAGGAAAACACACUUGCUUUAAAUUUAUGCUUUCUUAAGUUCCUUCAUGAAUGUAAAAAAAAAAAAACAUUGUAAAGCUUUCAUAGUUUAACAGUUUGUUCAUCUAUUUUAAUAGAAUGUAAGUAUGGAUUUCAUUUUAAAAGAUGUAAUCUCAUAUUUAUGCAGUUUUCCAAAACAAAAAUCUAAACAUAUAUAAGUUAUAAAUAGUUUUUGAAAAUACAAAGCUCAAAUUUUAUUUUUGUUUACCGAAAGGCUGUUGUCAAACUAGGGACCUUGGAUUUAUUUUACAGUUUAAAAAAAUGUUCAAAACCUAACUUUCUGAUACAGUACACAAGAGUGUUUCAUAUGCAAGUCUUAUUUACUGCUGAUUUGAGUUUUUCUAAUGUUUUCCGGCUUACUUCUGUACACACAUGCAACGGUCUGCAUUUUUAUAUAUCAGCUAAAUCAAAAUAAUUGAGUUAUGUACCACAUUCAUUAUGCUCUUCUGUGUCUUUUCAUUAAAAAGAAAUACAACAUGUG